This is a messenger RNA of Egretta garzetta (little egret), 513 nucleotides long. RefSeq names its product histone H2A, sperm. The record is from RefSeq and is a predicted model, not a curated record. NCBI's taxonomy places the organism in Eukaryota, Metazoa, Chordata, Aves, Pelecaniformes, Ardeidae. Gene Ontology annotation, cellular component: nucleosome. The coding region runs from base 1 to 513 and encodes 170 amino acids. Gene Ontology annotation, molecular function: structural constituent of chromatin; DNA binding; protein heterodimerization activity. The transcript has 2 exons.
AUGGUCACAAAGCAGCUUGGCCACUGCUGGCAGCACAAAGAACAGUGGUACAGGUUGCUGGGUUUAAUUCCUGAUGGCUGUAGCAAGAUUGAUGUUAAAAUGUCUGAACACGGGAAGAAAAACACAGAGCUCCUCCUUGUGCCAAAGAAAACCAGAUCAUCCAGGGCUGGUCUGCAGUUCCCCGUGGGUCGUGUCUACAGGCUCCUUAAAAGAGGGAACUACGCUAAGAGGAUCGGUCUUGGUGCUGCCAUCUACUUGGUUGCUGUGCUGGAGUACCUGAGCAUGGAGAUCCUGGAGCUGGCAGGGGACACUGCACGAGAAAACAAGAAAGCCAGGAUUGGGCCCAGGCAUAUCCAGCUGGCCGUGAGAAAUGAUGAUGAGCUGAACAAGCUCUUGUCCUGUGUGACCAUUGCUCAAGGAGGGGUGUUACCUAAUGUUCUUCCUGAACUUCUUCCUAAGAAGACCAUCUUGCUUAAACCAUCCCACAGAUAUGUCCAGUCACAGGAGUUCUAG